AAGUAGAGACGCACGGAAAAAAACAACAACAGCAGCAGCGGCGGCGGCAGAAGCCCUGCGGCUCGCGACGACGGUUGACGCGAGAGAGAGAGAGAGAGACGGUUUAACGGGUCGGUGUCACUAAGUUACACGCGCGCGUUGUUGUUGUUGUUGUUGUUGUUUUCACGUCGAAUACCGACAAUGUCGCUGUUCGGUAAGUUGUUCGGCGGAGGGGGCAAGGGAGGGAAGGGGCCGACACCCCAGGAGGCGAUCCAGAAACUCCGAGAGACCGAGGAGAUGUUGGCCAAGAAGCAGGAUUUCUUGGAAAAGAAAAUAGACAUGGAGCUCGUGACGGCGAAGAAGAACGGCACGAAAAACAAACGAGCGGCUCUGCAGGCCUUAAAAAGGAAAAAGCGCUACGAGAAGCAGCUGGCUCAGAUCGACGGCACGCUGUCCACCAUCGAGUUCCAGAGGGAGGCGCUAGAGAACGCCAACACCAACACCGAGGUGCUCAAGAACAUGGGCUACGCCGCCAAGGCGAUGAAGGCCGCCCACGAAAACAUGGACAUAGACAAAGUGGACGACCUGAUGGCGGACAUCACAGAGCAACAGGAAGUGGCCCAAGAGAUCUCGGACGUCAUCUCGAGACCGAUCGGUUUCGGAGAUGAGUUUGACGAGGAUGAUCUUAUGGCUGAGCUGGAGGAGCUGGAACAGGAAGAGCUAGACAAAAACCUUCUGGAAAUCCAGGGAACGGAGGACGUUCCCCUCCCCAGCGUACCGUCUACGUCACUACCGUCCAGACCGGCCAAGAAGAAGGAGGAAGAAGACGAGGACGACAUGGCGGACCUGGAGGCCUGGGCGGCGGCUAACUGAGCUAGCUCGCCCCCCCCCCCCCCCCCCCCCCCCCCCCCCUGCUAGCCAGCCGACGGGGAGGAGGGGGCACCAUCUGGAACCGAGACCGGGACUCUGGGCUGCUGAGCCCCGCUGCUAGCAUGCUGCUCCGUCUCCAAGCCCACACAAUAUCUACCGCACCCCCCGGCCCCCUAAAGUACGCACUUGUGCACAUAUUCAACUGACUCAAAAAAAAGAAACCCAGGCUCUUCUCCUCUGAUUAAUGUCACGGUACGAAUGUCUUUAAGCUCCGGCUGUGCAGAGAGCAGCCUGUGGUUGAGCAUAUAUAUAUAUAUAUAUAUAUAUAUAUAUAUAUAUAUAUAUCAAAUAGGGUAAAGGCCACAUGCCCUUUGGGGGCAGGAGAGUGCAAGUGCGUACUUCUAGGGGAGGGAGUGUGGAAGGACAGGACGAGGCUUCUUCUUUUUUUUUCUUUCUGGGAGGACUGUGAAGAAAAGGGGUGAGGGUGUUUGUUUUUUUUCUGCUUCCUGCUCUGUCGUCUCUUUGCUCUUCUACAAGGACGACGACGACCCGUCGUCCACACUACACCAUCUACGCUGAGACCGCAGCAGCAGCAGCAAAAAAAAAUAUAUAUGAAUAAUGGAAAUGUUGGACUUUGUCGUAUAGAAAUCGCUGUCAAACUAAAACAUACUUUUUACAGUGAAGAGGGGAUCACGUCGCUGACCGCGUCGCUGACCGCGGUGCUUCAGAGAACGUUGUUGCCCAACAGGCUCUGAGUUAAACUACUGCGAGGUCACGUGAGUGGUCAAUAGAAAGGGCUUUCUCCGUCACGUUUUUACUUGUAUUACUUAUUAUUAUUAUUAUGUCAUCAAAAUUACAUUUAAAACAUUAUAAAAUAUAUUUUCUCUUGGA
This is a messenger RNA of Cyclopterus lumpus (lumpfish), 1740 nucleotides long. RefSeq names its product charged multivesicular body protein 4Ba (gene chmp4ba). The record is from RefSeq and is a predicted model, not a curated record. Gene Ontology annotation, biological process: vesicle budding from membrane; late endosome to vacuole transport via multivesicular body sorting pathway. Gene Ontology annotation, cellular component: ESCRT III complex; cytoplasmic side of plasma membrane; multivesicular body. The transcript has 5 exons. Bases 181 to 852 code for a protein of 223 amino acids. Lineage: Eukaryota; Metazoa; Chordata; Actinopteri; Perciformes; Cyclopteridae.